Misgurnus anguillicaudatus (oriental weatherfish) is the source of this 859-nucleotide messenger RNA. It is a transcript of the gene nmu, whose product is annotated as neuromedin U. The record is from RefSeq and is a predicted model, not a curated record. Gene Ontology annotation, biological process: regulation of smooth muscle contraction. Lineage: Eukaryota; Metazoa; Chordata; Actinopteri; Cypriniformes; Cobitidae. Gene Ontology annotation, molecular function: neuromedin U receptor binding.
UAUCGUGACGUACUUCGCAGCUUAAUUUACGAAGGGGUGUGUGUCUACGACAGUUCAAAUGCUUUGCUUUAAGCCUCGCUGACAGAGAAACACCGGAAUCAAACGCAAACGCGACAGACAAUGAGGAGCAGUCAGUGUGAACGCGCAUCAUCGCACAGCACGAGCAACAGCGCGAGACAUCUGCACCUGAUGCUCGCACUGCUUUUCAUCUCUUUGAUACCAAUCACCAGAAGUGCUCCAGUACUCUUGAAUCAAUCAUCAAUAGAGCAUGACCAGUUAUUAACCCAGAUAACAACCCUCUGCUCGAUUUACCUCGCGGCAGACCAAUCCUUUAGAACAUCUGAUGUUUUGGGGAAUCUGUGUUUCCUAAUGCUGGGAUCACUGCAGAAAUCCAAGGAGAUAACAGCUCGGGAGACCAGCAAAAGGUUUUUAUUUCAUUACACUAAACCGAGUGGUGCUGGAUUAUCACAUGGGACGUCUACUGUAUUGCACCCUCUCCUGGAACUCAUACCCCAGCUUAACAGAAGAAGAAGCAGGAGAAUGAAAUUAAAUGAGGACCUUCAAACACCAGGGCGGAUCCAGAGCAGAGGGUACUUCCUUUAUCGGCCACGUAAUGGAAGAAGAUCUGCUGAGUAUGUGUAAAACAAUAGAGAAUUCAGUACCAACAGAACCCACCCUUCAGAUGUGUGAUACCAGAUCAAGAGAACCUUAAACGUCAUGUCAUUCAUUCCUGAAAUCCCCCUUUGUGAUUAUGAUGUCGAAUGUACAGACAGAAUCUAAAUAAAGUAUUUUAUUGGUCAAAACGUCCUGUUUGUAUACCUGUGCUCUGUCUUUUGAAUUAAAAGCAUUACAAAAUGUU